AUGGGUUCAAAUUAUCUUCUUCCAAAUUAUCUUCGUGAUAGUCAUUUAGAAAAAUGCAAUAAAAAGACUUGUUCAUGCAUUUCUUUACCUACUCAUUGGAAUCCUAAUGACUGUGGCCCUUGUAUUGUAAUAGUUGAUGAAAAAAAAUUAAUCGUUAAACACUCCGGUCCGGGUACUGAUCCAAUAGAACCAGUUUCAAUUCGUGCAAACAAUCAUAUUCCACCCGAAGUCGGCUUGUAUUACUUCGAGACAACAAUUAUAAAUCGUGGUGAUCGAGGUUAUAUUGGAAUUGGUCUUAGUAAACCCGGAACUCCUCUUGAUAAAAUGCCAGGAUGGGUUCUAGACACAAUUGGAUAUCAUGGUGAUAAUGGUCGUUUAUAUCGUGAACGUGAAAGAGGUGUAAAUUUUGGUCCUCUUUACACUACCGGUGAGACUGUUGGUUGUGGAAUUAAUUUUUUUGAUACCGAAAUUUUUUUCACAAAAAAUGGUAUUCUAUUAGGUAAAGAGUUAUCAUUUAAACUUGAAAAAAAAAUUUAUCCUACAUGUGGUAUGGCAAGUCCAAAUGAAAGUAUAUUAGUAAAUUUUGGUUCUGAACCUUUUAAAUUCCCUAUUGAUCUCUACGCAAAGAGAAUUUUUUCUAAAGCUAAAAAAUACAAAAUGGAGAUACUAGAAUAA
This is a messenger RNA of Cetraspora pellucida, 675 nucleotides long. Lineage: Eukaryota; Fungi; Glomeromycota; Glomeromycetes; Diversisporales; Gigasporaceae. The record is from the annotation of a GenBank genome assembly.